Messenger RNA from Lodderomyces elongisporus, 1749 nucleotides. It is a transcript of the gene UTP18, whose product is annotated as Utp18p. Bases 1 to 1749 code for a protein of 582 amino acids. The record is from RefSeq and is a predicted model, not a curated record. Gene Ontology annotation, molecular function: protein binding. The transcript has a single exon. Gene Ontology annotation, cellular component: small-subunit processome; Pwp2p-containing subcomplex of 90S preribosome. Gene Ontology annotation, biological process: rRNA processing. NCBI's taxonomy places the organism in Eukaryota, Fungi, Ascomycota, Pichiomycetes, Serinales, Debaryomycetaceae.
AUGACUUCGAUAUUGAUAAAAAAUAGAAAAGGGGAAAUGGUGGAAGUACCGCCAAAGGACGAGGAGGAACUCAUGUUGGAAAAACUAGUAUUUGGAGACAUCGAAGGAUUGCAAAAUAGCUUGAAAAGGGUUGACAAUAUAUUUGAUUUCGAUGACGAUGAUGCAGAAGGGGGAGAGGAAGUGAUUGAAGAUGAAGAGGACAGCGACAGUGGAGAUGAUGAUUUGGUACAGGAUGAAGACUUGUUUUAUAUUGACGAUGGAGAAGAAAAGGAUGUCGAGGACGAUGGAGAUGAGGAUAUGGAAGAUGGAGAAACAUCGGGAGAGGGUGGAGACUCUGAAGAUGAAGGUGACCAUGACGAUUACGACGACGACGAAGACGACGACGAAAUGGCAUGGGUUGAUAGUGAUGAUGAGAAAUUAAACAUAUCAUUGAUAGCAUCGGACAGGCUAAAGAAAUUAAGAAGACACCCCGAUGAUGUAUGUAUAUCAGGUAAGGCAUAUACUACCAGACUACGCUCCCAAUUUGAAAAGAUCUACCCACGUCCUGAAUGGGUAAACAAAUUUGAACAGCAGUUGAAAGAGGCAGGUGACUCUGAUGAUGAAGAUAGAGAUGAUGACAAUGAUGUGGAUAUGGAUCAAGACGAUGAGAGUUUGAAAAAGCAAAUGACUCCUGCAACACUAUCGAAAUUUCUUUCGACGACGCACCAAUUCCUCGCUUCGAAACAGCUCAAGCUUAUAUCGCCAACAAGGAUCUCCAUCACGCGUUUGAAAGAUGCCAACUAUCAGAAAAUCUCCAAGUCGGCAAUACAAGCGUUAUCUUUCCAUCCAACACACUCUAUCUUGCUCACUGCAGGUUUUGAUAAAACCAUUCGUCUUUAUCAAAUUGAUGGCAAGACAAAUAAUUACAUGACUUCAUACUUUCUCAAAAACUGUCCGAUUAUGGCAUGUCAGUUUUCUCCACAACCCGAACAGAAUCUAGUUUAUGCUGCCGGUCGUAGAAAGUAUAUGAAUAAGAUUAAUUUGAAUACUGGUGAAGUGGAAAAAAUUAGUCGAAUGUAUGGACACGAGCAAGUGCAAAAGUCGUUUGAGUCGAUGAAAUUGAGUCCCGGUGGAAAAUUUAUUGGGAUGAUUGGUAACUCUGGAUGGUUCAAUCUCGUAAAUGGGACAACGGGACAAUGGAUUAAGGGAUUCAAGAUUGAGGGUACCGUUGUUGAUUUCGACUUUGCUCAAGACGAAUCGUUUGUUGUUGUUAUAAAUUCCGCCGGUGAAGUUUGGGAAUUCGAACUCACUGGUAAAUUAACAUCCAAGCUGGAAAACAAAGUCUUGCGCAAAUGGGCAGACGAUGGUGGUGUUGGAAUAACUAGAGUUAAAUUGGGGGGAAGAAAUUCUAGAUGGAUGGCUAUUGGGUCAAACAAUGGUAUUGUAAACUUGUACGACCGUUCCACAUUCAAAGAUACAGCAGAAUCCACUUUGAAUCCAAAGCCAUUCAAGACGGUUGAGAAUUUGGUCACGUCCAUAUCGUCACUAUUGUUCAACCCAGAUGGGCAGUUGCUAGCAAUUGCGUCGAGGGCCAAAAGAGAUGCAUUUAAAUUGGUUCACAUGCCCUCGGGUUCAGUAUACAGUAACUGGCCAACGAGUGGUACCCCCUUGGGAAAAGUCACUUCAAUUGUGUUUUCUCCAAAUAAUGAGAUGUUGGCCGUGGGCAAUGAAGCUGGUAAAGUAACGUUAUGGAGAUUAAACCACUAUUAG